CAGCACUGCACGAAUCUGCUCGCCCUUUUCCUUUUCCGAAAAUGAAGUCAAUAUACACUACUAGGAUCGAGACGGCGAUGUAUUUAUGAAGACAGCUUCUUGGAGGCCUUGUCGAACUCUGUGUGUGUGUAGAUGUACACCAAUUAUUGUUCUUAAUUUCUCAACAAUAUCUGCUGAUCGAAAAGGUAACCCCCAUGGGUUCGGAGAAGAAUCAGGAGACCCCUGAAGUGAGCAAUACGAAGGAGUCCUCAGAGAAGACGAAGGGUCCAGAUCAAGUGGCUCCUGAUCAUUCGCAGCAUGACUGCCAGGGAGAAAUCUCAACCUCGUCCGGCCUAAAGGUUCAUGGAUUCGAAAAUGAAAUGAUUUCACUGGAAAAAAUGCUUAAACGGCGACAAAGUGAGGACGAAUUCAAGGCAAUUGGGAUCGUCGGCGAGCUAGGUGUCGGAAAAUCAACUCUUUGCCGAGCGCUUCUCAACAAGAAUGAGGUCAAAACCAGCUUCCUUCCCAGGAUUUGGGUACGCAUGUCCAAGAUUAAGAAAAGUGAAGCAGAGAAAAGUGAUGCAGAGAAAAUUCAAGCAGAGAAGGAAGCUGUCGUUAAAAGAAUGUUGGAGUGUCUUGGAGUUGACGACAAGAUCAUCAAGAGCAUCUCCGGGGAUGAUGGACGCGCCCUCGAUGAUAAGGAACGCCUCAAUGCUUUACUCUAUGCUCUGUAUCUCCAACUGAAUGGUAAGAAGUAUCUCAUCGUACUUGAUGAUGUUUGGAACAAGGAUAAAUGGUACGGAGAUUUAAGUGCUGAAAUAAUUCGUAGCUAUGAUUGGAAUAAACGUCUAGCAUAUGGAUUGCCAAAAGGAAAAGGGGGAACCGUGAUUGUCACGAGCAGGAAUAAGGAGGUAGCAAAGAUGAUGGUCGGGAAGGAAGAAAACAUACAUGACCUUCUGCCACUUUGGAACCAAGAGAGCUGCUGGUCAAUAUUCACAGACACGGUCGAAAGAGAGAAACAGGUGUUGAACUUCAACUUAAAGGAAGAAGUAGAUUUAAAAAAAGCAAAGAAGGAUCUUUUCGAAAAGUGCGGUGGCCUUCCACUCGCAGCAAAGAUGCUGGGGAAAACUAUGGCGGAAAAGCUGAAAGACGAAGCAGCCAGAAAACCUCAAGUUCCUGUUCCCGAAAGAAGGGAGACCCACGACGACGAAGCGUCCGGAGAAGGCACAGAUCAUGUUGGUGAUAUCCCAAGAAGCGAGACCCACGACGACGGAGCGUCCGGAAAACCCCAGCUGAAAGACGAAGCAGCCAACGACGACGAAGCGUCCGGAAGAAGUGAGACCCACGACGAAGCGAGACCCCAAGUUCCUGUUUCCGAAAGAAGGGAGACCCACGACAAGGAAGCGUCCGGAGAAGGCCCAGAUCAUGUUGGUGAUCUCCUAAGAAGCGAGAGCCACGACGACGACGGAGCGUCCGGAAAACCCCAGCUGAAAGACGAAGCAGCCAAAAAACCCCAAGUUCCUGUUUCCGAGAGAAGUGAGACCCACGACGACGAAGCGUCCGGAGAAGGCACAGAUAAUAUUGGUGAUCUCCCAAGAAGCGAGAUCCACGACGACGGAGCCUCCGGAAAACCCCAGCUGAAGGAUGUAGUAGCCAAAAAACCCCAAGUUCCUGUUUCCGAAAGAAGUGAGACCCACGACGACGAAGCGUCCGGAGAAGGCAUCUGUGGUCUCCCAAGAAGCGAGAUCCACGACGACGGAGCGUCCGGAAAAAGCCAAGAUGUUGGCUGUGUUGCCCAAGAUGGUGCCACAAGAAGCCGGAUCGACGAAGAACCGAAACCUUUUGAUGGAGUUCCAAAGGAAAAUUCAUCUUUCAUGUAUGGCUUCAAGUGAUUAUCAGACAAAAGCAGUGCUUGUGGAGCAAGAUUUUCCCUCACUUUAGUUUCAAGCUCCAUGAGAUCAGAGCAGAGCAGAAACUGAAGGAAAUGGCUUGAUUUUUAAUUUGGAGCUAUCACCUUUGUACAUGUUCCCUUAAUAGAUGAACACGAGAAGCUAGGCAUUAAUUGUCGAGGUUGAAAGCGACCAUUUAUUCUCAUCAAGUCCUCCAAUGGUCUUGGCUGCUUAGCAUUGCUUUGACACUUUGCAACCAAACCUUUGCUUUGACAGGAGUUAUUUUUCCAUGUCUUAGCUUUCGAUUGGCACUUUGGCAACUGAAAUGAAGAAUGCAACAUAAAUGAAGUAUUAAAUAUGACUGAGCCGUUACGUAAUUUGUGUUGUCUGGUCAAGAAAGGUCAUAUUUUCAGACAUCUGAGAACAGAAUCAAGUAGAGCAAGAUUAUGGGACUCGAGGAAACUCCCCUUGUAAGAUGUGGUAAAUUUGUCGAAAAUAUUUAUGAUUAUUUUGACCUUGUUUUUAUUUAAUAUAAAUGAGACAUUAAUUUGCAA
Carya illinoinensis is the source of this 2422-nucleotide messenger RNA. RefSeq names its product probable disease resistance protein At4g19060. The transcript is spliced from 2 exons. The coding region runs from base 195 to 1871 and encodes 558 amino acids. The record is from RefSeq and is a predicted model, not a curated record. Gene Ontology annotation, molecular function: ADP binding. NCBI's taxonomy places the organism in Eukaryota, Viridiplantae, Streptophyta, Magnoliopsida, Fagales, Juglandaceae. Gene Ontology annotation, biological process: defense response to other organism.